AUGAGCCAGGGCGCUUUGGAAGCUGGCGGCCCCCUCUGGGGCUGGGAUUGGGACGGUGACGAUGACUGGGAAGGAGCUGUGCUGGCCCUGCUGGCCCUGGCUGUGGUGGCCGCCACAGCGCUGGCUUUGCACUGGUUUGGCCCCGGGCAGGAUCAGCAGGCAGCAAGACCGGAGUCGUCAGCCCCCGGGACCCAGCCUGCCCAGGCGGGAGGAGUCAGGCCGACCCUGCACCCAAAGCCCAAGGUCAGUGGUGGCCACGAGGGACAGAGCCCAGGGCAGGGGAAGCCAGGUCCUCUGGGACACGGCCAGGGGGGCCAGGCCGUGGCAGGAGCCCAGGGCUGCAAACCCUCUGGAGGUGGGGACCUGCACCCCAAAGCCAGGCUUCUGCCCAAGACCCCGCACGAGGCGCUCAGCAGAGGGACCUUGGGACAGCAGCAUGGCGGCGCCACCCUAGAAGCCCCCCAAGGUAGAGGAAGGGAGCCCCUGGAGCUAAGCACUGCCCUCCUGGGUGGGAGCCAAGCAGGGGGCGCGCCUGCCCCGGUCGUGAUCCACUUCACCCCCCGGAGUCCUGGCAGCGAAGCCGAUGUGCAGCCGGAGGUGGGAAGCGUCAGCACCAAGGGCCCAGAGCACCGGGACUCCAGCCGCUGGCAGCUGGGUGCGGGGCUUCCUGGAGCACCGGGGCGAGGCCGGGGCAGCCGGCGGCGGCACAGGGACGCAGGAUCCGGAGACAGAACCCGCCACCGCCCGAAGCCCGACCUGCUCCGUCUGGGCACGGUGGCCAGCGUGUGGGACGCAGUGGAUGCGGCGUCUGCUGCUGCCGACUCUGGCGCUCAGGGCCCUGCAGUCCAGGAGCUGUCUCCGGGCCGUGCCCGGUACACGGGAUCUGGGUCCGACAGCCUGGAGGGCAGGCGAGGGAAGAGCAGCGCCCAGCCAGCCCCAGCCCCAGGGCCAGGGGUCACGGGUGCUUGCCCGGCGGGCAUAGCCCAGGCUAACGGCUCUGGGGAGGAUCGCCUGUCGCUCGGCCAAGGGCCGGCCGGUGCAGAGAAGCCAGGGGCCGACCACGUCUUCGAAGCCCCAGCCCCGGCCAGCGGCCCAAGGCCUGUGUCCCAGGAGCCCAGGGUGGCUCUUUCCAAGGGCUACCAGGAGAGGCAGGUCUCCACCAGCUGGGGCAGUCUCAUAGCCAUGGUCCUCAGAAGCCAUCCCUUCCCCAGGCAAGAGAGGCCCCCAGGAAGAGCCCCAAGGACAGCUCCUGGGCCCCCUGCGCAUCUCAGCGCUUCCACACCCUCUGAGGACGGCCAGCCAGCUUCUGACUCUCAGGGGGCCAUGCUUUCACUAGGGACGGCCACAGAGGCAGGCGCAGGGGGCUUGGCUGGAAGCUUUGAGACCAACGGGGCCCCUGCCCCUGGCUCAGCCCUAGGCCCAAGGGAAGAGGUAGCUGAGAAAAAAAGUCUAGACUCACUGCCCCCAGCUGCAGUGCCCAGGGCCCCUUCCCAACGUGUCACACCGUCCCAGCAGGGCCCUGCGCCAUCCCCUGCCGCGAGGCGUGGGUCACAGCCAGUGCCCAGGCCUCGGAAGCGCAGCCUCUGUGAAAUAGCCCAGAGUUCUGAGCGGGAGGAGGUCGGUCAAGGGCAGCUUGCUCCCCGAGGGCAGCAUCGGGGGGGGGGCGGCAGGGCAGGGGACCGGCCCUCAGGCAGCGGGGUGCUCCUCACGGAGAGGCAGAAAGAGGCCCGCAAGCUCAUGGUUUUCCUGCAGAGGCCUGGGAGCUGGGGGGUGGUGGAGGGGGCCAGGAAGCCCCGCUCCUGGGCCCUGGAGCCAGCCAAGGCCGUGGCCCUGAGGCGGCAGCUGGACCUGGGCAGCUGCCUGGAUGUGCUGGCCUUUGCCCAGCGGCAUGGGGAAGCCGGCCUGGCCCAGGAGACCUACGCCUUGAUGAGCAACAACCUGCUGCAUGUGCUGGGAGACCCGGACCUCUACCGGCAGCUGAGCGGGGCUGACCGUGAGCGUAUCCUGGGCCUGCGGACUGGCCAGGGCCGGGCGGUGCUGGGGGUCCUUGUGCUGCCCAGCCUGUACCAGGUGAGCCGCUCAGGCUCUCGAGGCGAGGAGGCUCCUCCGUCCGGGCCUCCGCUCUUGCCUCCUCCUACGCACCUGCACGUGUUCAACCCCCAAGAGAAUACAUGGUGGCCCCUGACUCAGGUGCCAGAGGAAGCCCCGCUCCGGGGCUGCGGUCUCUGUACCAUGCACAACUAUCUGUUCCUGGCGGGGGGCAUCCGUGGCUCUGGUGCCAAGGCUGUCUGCUCCAAUGAGGUCUUCUGUUACAACCCUCUGACCAACAUCUGGAGCCAGGUCCGGCCCAUGCAGCAGGCCCGAGCCCAGCUCAAGCUAGUGGCCCUGGACGGGCUGCUGUAUGCCAUUGGGGGCGAAUGCCUGUACAGUAUGGAGUGCUACGACCCACGUACAGACGCCUGGACCUCGCGGGCCCCCCUCCCCGCAGGCACCUUCCCUGUGGCCCACGAGGCCGUGGCCUGUCGUGGCGACAUCUACGUCACGGGAGGCCACCUCUUCUACCGCCUGCUCAGAUACAGCCCUGUAAAGGACACGUGGGACGAGUGCCCCUACAGCGCCACCCAUCGGCGCUCCAGUGACAUGGUGGCACUCGGGGGCUUCCUGUACCGCUUCGACCUGCUGCGGGGCGUGGGUGCUGCCGUGAUGCGCUACAACACAGUGACAGGUUCCUGGAGCCGGGCUGCCUCCCUGCCCCUGCCCGACCCCACCCCGCUGCGCUGCGCUGUGCUGGGCAACACCAUUUACUGCCUCAACCACCAGGUCACGGCCACGUUCACCGUCUCCGAGGGGACGGCCCUGUUCCAGGCCAAGGAGCUGCAGCCCUUUCCCCUGGGGAGGAAGGGGGUCCUCAGCCCCUUCGUCCUGACCCUGCCCUCGGAGGGUCCUCGGCAGACCUCCCUGUGA
Molecule: messenger RNA, 2964 nt
Organism: Lepus europaeus (European hare)
Lineage: Eukaryota; Metazoa; Chordata; Mammalia; Lagomorpha; Leporidae
Gene: KLHDC7B
Product: kelch domain containing 7B
Molecular function (GO): protein binding
Source: RefSeq, a predicted model, not a curated record